Messenger RNA from Zea mays, 1933 nucleotides. RefSeq lists its product as uncharacterized. Gene Ontology annotation, biological process: regulation of DNA-templated transcription. The transcript has 4 exons. The record is from RefSeq and is marked provisional. NCBI's taxonomy places the organism in Eukaryota, Viridiplantae, Streptophyta, Magnoliopsida, Poales, Poaceae. Gene Ontology annotation, molecular function: DNA-binding transcription factor activity; sequence-specific DNA binding. Bases 106 to 1596 code for a protein of 496 amino acids.
CAAACCACCAAAGUCAACGUCGGAAACCAAGAAGAAGGCAAGAAGCAGAGGGGAAUUCUUUCUCUCCCUUCCUAUCUCUCUCCCUCUCUAUUGCAUCCCGCGACCAUGUCCGCGCGUCCGCCGCCUCAACCGCGACCGCGCCUGGCGCUGCCGCCGCGCUCGACGGCGGAAUCGCUCUUCACGGGCGCCGGGGACACCAGCCCCGGCCCGCUCACGCUCGCCUCAGCGCUCUUCCCCUCUGACGCCGACGGCGGCGGUGGCCCCGGAGGCGCGUCCUCCUCCGCCGCCGGGGCCGCGACCUUCACGCAGCUCCUCACCGGCUCCCUUGCGCCUCCUCCUCCUCCGCAGCAGCGGCAUGACGCGGAGAGGGGACGAGGCGGCGGGGUCGCCAGGGCCGGGCCGGCGCUCUCGGUGGCGCCGCCGGCAUCGGCGUCCGCUGGCGCGUCCGUGUUCACGGUGCCGCCCGGCCUCAGCCCCUCCGGUUUGUUCGACUCCCCUGGGCUGCUCUUCUCGCCCGCCAUGGGCGGUUUUGGAAUGUCGCACCAGCAGGCUUUGGCUCAAGUUACAGCCCAAGCAACCCAUUCUCCACUCAGAAUGUUUGAUCACCUUGAACAGCCAUCUUUCUCCACAGCUGCAACAAUGUCUGGAGCUCUACAGCACAUGAAUUCUGCAGCCAGUAUGGCAGGAAUUUCAGAUAUGACAAUGGCAACAGCAAACAAUGAGAACACGUCCUUUCAGUCUGCUGAGGCGUCUCAGAGGUAUCAAGUUAAUGCCCCUGUUGAUAAGCCUGCUGAUGAUGGCUAUAACUGGCGGAAAUAUGGUCAGAAGGUGGUAAAGGGCAGUGAUUGUCCAAGGAGCUACUACAAAUGCACUCAUCCCAAUUGCCCGGUCAAGAAAAAGGUAGAGCAUGCAGAGGAUGGUCAGAUAUCUGAGAUCAUAUACAAAGGCAAACACAAUCACCAACGUCCACCAAAUAAGCGGGCAAAAGACGGCAACUCUUCAGCAGCUGAUCACAAUGAACAAUCUAAUGAUACCGCAUCUGGCUUGUCAGCUGCCAAGAGAGAUCAGGACAAUAUAUAUGGGAUGUCUGAGCAAGCAUCUGGUUUAAGUGACGGAGAUGAUAUGGAUGAUGGUGAAUCAAGGCCACAUGAAGUGGAUGACGCUGAUAAUGAGAGCAAAAGAAGGAAUAUACACAUUUCUUCACAAAGGACCUUGUCAGAGCCUAAGAUUAUUGUGCAAACAACCAGUGAGGUUGAUCUUCUGGAUGAUGGUUAUAGAUGGCGCAAGUAUGGGCAGAAGGUAGUCAAAGGGAAUCCACAUCCAAGGAGCUACUACAAGUGCACGUUUGCUGGAUGCAAUGUUAGGAAGCACAUUGAGAGGUGUUCAUCAGACCCUAAGGCUGUCAUAACAACCUAUGAAGGAAAACAUAACCAUGAACCACCGGUUGGUCGGGGCGGCAACCAGAACGCAGGAAUGUCAUCACAACAGAAAGGGCAGAACAACGUAUCCAGCAAUCAAGCUUCAUUCUCGAGACCAGACUUGAGCAACGCUAACCAGAUGCCAAUUGGAAUCUUACAGUUCAAGAGCGAGCAAUAGUAACAUGUAUUUGGAUGACGUUCUUUUGGCAAAUACAAGAUGCCUGCAAUUCGUACAGCCAUAUGGCAUCAAAAGUUUCUUAAAGCCUGAUAAUUUCAAAUGGUAUCAGUUUGCAGUUUUUCCCCGUAGAUACACAGGAUAUAUAGCUGAUACGGCCUCAUCGUUUCUAGUUUGUACAUGCUAUUAAGUUGGGGCAUGAGGGAUGCAAUACUAGCUAGGUGAGGUUACUUAUAUGUGGUUAUGGUGUUCUAUAGAUGGAUCGAUGGUAUACAUGUUCUGAUUUUGUUCCCAACACCCGACAAGAUUUUGUAUGUAUUUGUACAGAUGUUUUUGAGUU